This is a messenger RNA of Plasmodium gaboni, 3228 nucleotides long. RefSeq names its product putative membrane protein. The record is from RefSeq and is a predicted model, not a curated record. NCBI's taxonomy places the organism in Eukaryota, Apicomplexa, Aconoidasida, Haemosporida, Plasmodiidae. The transcript has 6 exons. The coding region runs from base 1 to 3228 and encodes 1075 amino acids.
AUGAUGAAAUAUUUCCAAAAAGAAGGACUAUCAUCUUUAUCGUUGACACAGAAAAGAUCUUUUCUAGUUGAAAAAGAUAUUAAAACUAGGAAGAUAUUUAUUACGAAGGAAAACUUUAAACAUAUUUUCCUACUAGAAAAUGUUGAUAUUAUUGCCGGCUUGUGUUUUAUGAACAUAUUUCUUUUUAUAUGUUCAGGUUUAAAAGAAGAUGAAAAUCAAGGAAAUAUUACAACAAAUAUUCAUGGAACUUUAUUUAUUAUAAGUUUAAUUUGUUAUUCUAUUGAAAAAAUUAUUCCAUUUUCAUUUUGUUCAGAUUUUUUAUUUAUCUUUCUUCUUUCUUUAUCAUGUACAUUACCAUUUUUAUCAUUUGAAUUAAAAAAUAAUUAUAAUGAUUGUUUUAAUACUAUUGUUUUUUUCCCUUUAUAUGUCUUAUUGUUUUUUACUAGAUACCAUAUAAGAUUAUUAUUCGUUUUAUUAAUAUUUUAUAUACUUAUCAUAUUUAUUAUAGACUUAUCCAUUAAUACAAGCAUAAUUUACUCAUAUAUACUCAUGUUCCUUCUUUUUACUCUAUGUUUCAAUUUUAUUUUCUAUCGUUAUUUAUAUUAUUUCUCUAGAACUAUUUAUAUAUCCACAUCCUCUCCUUAUAAUAUGUUAUUAAUAUUCCCUUAUAUUAAUGAAAUACAAGAUUUAAGCUUCAUAAAAAUGGCUGAUAUUCUCUUAGACUUAAAUAAUUAUAUAAAUAUAAAAUGGAUGUACUUUACACAACAUCUAUCAACUAUCAAUUUAAAUAAUCCACAACAUAUAAAAAAUUUGAAAAUUACUUCCACCAGGUUCUCAAACAAAUUUUAUACACUCAAAAAUCAAGAUAUCUUCAAAAAUUAUCCACCAUAUUUCUGCCUAAAAGUUCUCUAUCAUAAAAAAUUACAUUUUAUCUCCUCAGCUAUUGAUAAAAAAAAAAAAAAAUGGACCAAAAUGAAUUUCAACAGAAAAAAAAUCAACUUGUGCUUCUUGCUAGAUAUCAUUAAUAUACAUAAUAAUUAUGAUAUAAAAAAUAUAAAUCAUAUUAUAGCUAGCCAAAAUAAUAAAGUUAGAAAUAAAAAUAUUAACAUGACUCACCAAAAUGAUGAUACAAUAAAUAAAAAAAAUAUUUACCUGUCUAUCCAAAAUAAUAACAUAAAAGAGGAAGAAAAAAUUAACAGACGGAAUGAUAAACGCAUCAAACGUAGCAAACAUAUAAGCAGAAAUAAUCAAAAAAAUGGUACCCUAUUUGUAGAAAAUAACAAUAAUAAUAAUAAUAAGAUGAAGAAGAAGAAAAAAAACACAAAGAGAGAACAGAUAAUUACACAAUCUGAAUAUGACACAUUUCAUCAAAUCAAUUCAACCAAAAUAAAAAAAGAAUAUAAACCAUAUAUUAAACAUGAUGAAAUGGAUGGAGUUUCAAACAAAAUAUAUAUUGUAAAGGAUUUCUUCUCUUCAUAUAAUUGUGAUCAUUCUAUCAAGGAAAAAACUAAGAUUAAUAGUAUAAAAACCAAAAAUAAGAAAAAAAUAAAGGAUAAUUUUUUCAAAACUAAUCCUAUAUCCAAAGACAAAUAUGAAACAAAUUUUGAGUCAAAUUAUGUGAACAAUCUAACUAGUCAUAAUAAAAACAAUAUGGAAGAAAAAAAAUUAAAAAUAGAUCAACUUUAUGGAAAUAAUUUAAAAGAAAAAAAAACCCUAGAUGUUGAUAAAUAUAAUAAAAAGAAGAAAUGCCAUAAAGUCAUUAACACACAUAAAAAAAAUAUAAUAACAGACAAAAUAUAUACAUUUGCAAAUAUAAAUGAUGAUCAAAAAGAUGAUAAUAUUUCUAUUCAUAAAAAGAAAAAUAAAAAGUAUAUCACAUUAUCAAAACAUGGUUUACCAUUCAACAUAGAAGAGAAUAAUAUGAAGGAAGAAUUAAACAUACAAUUUAAUCAAUCUAAUAAAAAGACAAAUAAUAUAAAAGAAAAAUGUUAUGAUAUAAAUAAUUAUGAUUACAAUUAUACAUUUAAAGAAAAUUAUAAUGAUACCGAUAAUAGCCAAAAAUUACAAAAAAAAAAUAAUACAAAAGAUAUUUUUGCGAAUAUUAAAAAAUAUAAAAAUAAGAAAAAAAAUGUAGAUCAUAGUAUAUAUUCUAAUGAUUAUAUAUUCAAUAAUUUAUAUAAUAUAGAUAAUGUGUUGUCUUAUAAAAACAUUCUAACAAAUAGAAAAAGAACACGAACUAUAACCAAUUCGGAUAUGUAUUCAUCAGAAACAUCAUAUACUCAAUCUGAUGAAAUAUAUGGAAAAAAUAUUUUUUUCAUAAACUUUUCUUGUUUAUUUUAUAUAUUCAUGCAAAAAAUAAAACAUCUUAUAAAAUACAUUGAAGAAAUAAAUUCAGUUGUCCAAUGUGUUAAUUUUAAACAAGGGAUAGGACCAAAAAGAAGUAUACUUUUAUCUUUUCUUGAUCAAAAAACUGAACGAUAUUAUAUUAUGUGGUCAAAUUCAUAUGAUUUAGUAUAUUAUGUUGAUAAUUAUAUAUAUCAUAUAAUAUUAAUUCUGACUUUUCAUCUUUUUUGUCUCUUUUUAAGAAUAGUUCCGAUACACAUUACUCAAACAUAUUUUUUAUUUAAAAUGAAAUCCUUUUUAAUAAUCUUUAUGUUCAGAUUUUUCCUUUCUCUAGUAAUUAUCUUGAUUUUUAUAUAUCCUGUAUUCAGGACUAUCUCAAUUAACCCUCGAAAUGUUUUCAAAAUAAAAAUGAACUUUUUUAUCAUUUCCAUAUUUAUAUUAUUUUUGAGCAUAUUUGAUUAUAUCUGGACAAUAUUUAUUAUUCAUAAAAAUUGGUGGACCAUAAAAAAAGAGUCAUUAUAUCGUCUGGAAGGUGUUUAUAAAAAUAUCCUUUUUUCAUAUGCGCAAUUUUUUGUUGUGUUUCCUAUAUAUUAUUUUCUUACUCUACACAGAUUAAAAAAUGUGUGGUAUAUAUAUAUCAUUUUUAUUUUUUCUAUAUAUAUAAUAUAUUGGCAUUAUAUUGGGGCCUUCCUACUAGGUUUAAAAUUGAAUAUGUCUUUAAUUGUUCUACUAAUAAUAUCUAUAUUAUUUAUUAUCAGACCAUUCGAAAUAGUAAAACGAGAUAUAUUUUCAAAGUGUGUAUUACCCUAUAUAUUAUUUCUUGAUGAUAUAUUGCACUUCCUUUCUGAUGAGAAGAAACUCACAUAUGUGACAACAAAUAUAUAG